Molecule: messenger RNA, 1458 nt
Organism: Balaenoptera ricei (Rice's whale)
Lineage: Eukaryota; Metazoa; Chordata; Mammalia; Artiodactyla; Balaenopteridae
Gene: MOB2
Product: MOB kinase activator 2
Exons: 5
Coding region: 105-914 (269 amino acids)
Biological process (GO): signal transduction; positive regulation of protein phosphorylation
Cellular component (GO): cytoplasm; nucleus
Molecular function (GO): protein kinase activator activity
Source: RefSeq, a predicted model, not a curated record
GCUCCGAGUCAGGGCUGCUCAGGGCGGCUCGGAGGGCAGGGCGGCGGGGAACAGCGCCGGUGCCGGGGCUCCCACUUCCCCAGCCUGCUUCCGCGCGGCCCACCAUGCUGGGAGACCACAGCGGCGUCCCCACAGACCGGGCUCUGCUCAGCCAGCCCCCGAAGACCGGGCUCAGCUGCAAGAUGGUGCUUCAAGCAGUCGGCAAAGUGCUCAGGAAGUCCAAAGCCAAGCCCAACGGGAAGAAGCCCGUCGCCGAGGAGAAGAAGGUGUACCUGGAGCCGGAGUACACCAAGUCCAGGAUCACCGACUUCGGGUUCAAGGAGCUGGUGGUGCUGCCCCGGGAGAUCGACCUCAAUGAGUGGCUGGCCAGCAACACCACGACGUUCUUCCACCACGUCAACCUCCAGUACAGCACCAUCUCAGAGUUCUGCACGGGGGAGGCGUGCCAGACGAUGGCCGUGUGCAACACACAGUACUACUGGUAUGAUGAGCGGGGCAAGAAGGUGAAGUGCACGGCCCCCCAGUACGUCGACUUCGUCAUGAGCUCCGUGCAGAAGCUGGUGACCGACGAGGACGUGUUCCCCACAAAAUACGGCCGCGAGUUCCCCAGCUCCUUCGAGUCCCUGGUGAAGAAGAUCUGCAAGUACCUGUUCCACGUGCUGGCGCACAUCUACUCGUCGCACUUCAAGGAGACCCUGGCGCUCGAGCUGCACGGACACUUGAACACGCUAUACGUGCACUUCAUCCUCUUCGCCCGCGAGUUCAACCUGCUCGACCCCAAAGAGACGGCGGUCAUGGACGACCUGACGGAGGUGCUGUGCGGCGGCGGCGGCGGCGGCGGCGGCGGGGGCCGCGGGGGCGGGGACGGCGCGGGCGGGGCGGCGGGCGCACAGAACCACGUGAAGGAGAGGUGAGCCCGGCCGCCCGCGUGGGAGAGGCGGCGCGGCCGCGGGGGAGGCGGCGCCCGGCGGCGCGCGGAGUGUGGGCGCGGGCACUCUGCGCCGCCGGCACCGAGAACUUUGGGACUCCGCUCGUCUGCUCAGCAGGCACUUAGGGACCGCCCCCGUCCAAGUCCCCUUCUGUGGGUGCGUCUCUCCCGGUCUUCCGCGCCCGCCCCGCCGCCGGCUCGGCCUCCGGGGAGACACGCGACAGGCGGGGCUCCUUCCCCCGAGGCGGGGACCGCAGGCUUCGCUUCCACCGUGUUUCGUCUUGGUUCGGGCUGGGGGUGGCUUUCUCCUGCUCUCUCCCGCUUGGUCUGGACCUCGGCUGUUGGUGGCUCAGGGCGGGUGGGGAGGGGCCUGUCUCCCUCCGCUGCCCCCGCUGCCCAGGAGGGGCCCCCGGGCUGGCCGGCUCGGAUCCCGGUGCCCUGGCGGGCGGCCUGUGCGGAGACGCGGCCGGGGGCAGGGGGAGAGCCUGGCUUCCCUGUGCGGGUGUAAUAAACAGACUUCUCUCAGGUCA